Parasteatoda tepidariorum (common house spider) is the source of this 516-nucleotide messenger RNA. The record is from RefSeq and is a predicted model, not a curated record. NCBI's taxonomy places the organism in Eukaryota, Metazoa, Arthropoda, Arachnida, Araneae, Theridiidae.
AUGCGUUCUGCAUUCCGGGAAUCCAUAAAGGCUACAACAGCUGAACUGAUUUACGGAACUGCCUUGAAGUUGCCGGGAGAAUUUCUAAUGCCAACACCAAAGGAUUUCAAUGCCAGUGAAUUUGUGCAGCGCCUGAAAGAAAACAUGGCAAAAUUGUCCCCUUUACCCACCAAGAAUCAUGACACCAAGAGCCGAACAUUCAUCUCGACCGACCUCAAAUCGUGCAAGCAAGUUUUCAUCCGACACGAUGCUGUUCAACCGCCACUUAAGCCAGCUUACGAUGGACCUUUCGAGGUACUUGAAAGAACAGACAAAGUAUACAAAGUUCAAGUCGGCAAUAAAUCCAAGUUUGUGACCAUAGACAGACUAAAGUCAGCCUACAUCUUGAACAUUCCAGAGUCAGAACCAGAGCCUGUGAUCAACCAUCCAAGCCCACCUCCGGAAAUUACUGAGCCAACAACAACUAAUGUUGAACAUGCAGAGGACAAGGCUAAGCAUACACGAUCGGGACGUAAA